This is a messenger RNA of Pseudoliparis swirei, 699 nucleotides long. Its product is annotated as protein phosphatase 1 regulatory subunit 37. The transcript has 7 exons. Bases 1 to 699 code for a protein of 232 amino acids. The record is from RefSeq and is a predicted model, not a curated record. Lineage: Eukaryota; Metazoa; Chordata; Actinopteri; Perciformes; Liparidae.
AUGCGGUGGGUCCGGUCGGGGUCGGUCAGGGUCCGGUCCAGGUCGGUCGGGUCGGUCGGGUCGGUCGGAUCAGUCGGGUCGGUCGAGAUUAGAGGUGAGCCGUUGGACCUGAGCUCCUGCGACGCUCUGGAAGUCGUCCUCAAAUCGCUGCGCUUUGAUUUCAUCAACCUGCAGGUGGCACGACUGGAAGAGAGCGGAGCAGCGUCUCUGCUGGACAUGAUCUUGUUCUAUGAAUCCACGACUCACCUGGACAUGUCGGACAGCAGCAGCAUGGGGGCCUCGAGCUGGAGGGCCCUGGCUCAUCUGAUCAAGCAGGUGGGGGUCUGUGAGGCUGUGGAUGUGUGUAACGUUCCCGUGGUGGACUUCCCGUCCCGGUCUCUGUCCAAAGCUCUGCUGACCAGCCGGCUCACAGUGCUGCACCUUCACAACGCCCAGCUCAGCGGCAUGCCACUCUACACACUGGUCGGCGCCCUGAGGACCAACACGGCCUUGAAGGAGCUCCACCUCACCAACAACCACCUGAACGGCUCCCAGGACGCGCUCCACCUGGGGGACCUGCUGCGCUACAACUCCACCCUCCACACCGUGCAGCUCAGCAGCAACGCCGUGGCCGGGCAGCCCUUGGUGCGGCAGCUCAGCCCGGCCGGCGAGGCCGGCAAGGGCCGGGCCCCGGGGGGGCCGUGGGGAGAGGCCGGCUAG